CUCGGGCGCGCGCACGUCCAUCACCAGCUGCUUCCCGGCGCACCUCCUCGCCUUCUAAUUUAGAUCGGUGGCGGCAGGUUUGUUCGCGUCUUCAUCUAAAGCUUCCCUUCAGAGGGCUUUUACUUUUAUCAUUUUUUAAAAGUAAAAGUGACCCUCCCUUCUCUAUAUUUGAAUAAGACUGGCUGGCGUUCACAGCGCUUACUAUCUAAGCAUGCACAAGCUUGAAUUAACUUAUAUGAAUUCAUUUAGCCCUCACAACGAACCUAGAGAUGGAGUCUCACCCUGUCGCCCAGGCUGGAGAGCAGUGGCGUGAUCUCGGCUCACUGCAACCUCCGCCUCCCAGGUCCAAGCAAUUCUUCUGCCUCAGCCUCCCAAGUAGCUGGGAUUACAGUUUAUUAUGAGCAAAUGAAGUCACUAAGUCCAGUACAUACUCGACAAGAGGGAAUACACAAGAGUGAGAAUACCAGGAGGAAGAAAUCACUGGGAGUCAUCUUGAAGGCUGGCUAGCAAUCACAGUUUGCCCUCUGACUACCAAUUCUUCAUGCCAUUUUAACGUGCUGACCACACUCCCCUCUAUCCAAGGUCCCCAAAAGUUACAUUUUUUAAAAUCUCAUGUAGUUUUAGGUAUUACUAUCCUAUUGUCACAUCAGCUUUAAGUCUAGAAUUUUGUCUUCUCAAUAAGAUCAGAUGUAGAUGAGGCUUUCUGAGCUUAGUUCCUUAAAUUCAGCUCCUAGAGUACAAUUCUUCUUGAUCUGUAGACUUUUGAAACUAAGGAGACAAGUUCUCUGCCCCCAUGCCUCGAAUAUACAGUUGUGGGGCUGGCACAGGAUAAUCACUACAGACCUGUUCUGCUCCACUACCACUAGAUAGCCACUGCCACUCCUGUUCAAAAAGGGGGAAAUUGGAAGUACAAACAAGUUGCCAGCCCACAGUAAAUCUGCCAUCCAGUCUCAAGGUCUAGGACUCCAUGACUCCCAGUUCCACCAUCUGGGCUCCUGGUUUCAUGCCCUGAGUUAUACUUCCUUUUUCGUGAAAUGUAGCAUGUGUUUACCAAUGAGUCUUUUUCUCAGUCUGAUUCCUGCUUGUAGAAGUUUGGGGAGAGGGGAUCCAAAGGCCUGUUCCUUUCAGUCCAAUCUGCAAUGUUUGUGUGAAUAUAAUUAUCUUUAAAAAACUUUAUAGGUCUCCUGUGAAUCUCAUCGGGGUUCACUCCGUUAGACAAAAGUGCUACCUACAGAUCCCUUUGAGAUAAGUCCAUCUCUAUCUUGGGCUUCUGCUAAUACUGACGAACAAGCCUUAAGCCUUCUGGAGGCCUUGUGGUUUGACUGAUGGACUCUGUGAGCCACACCAUUAAUCUCUUUAAGGAGCUGUUAGUCUAACUGAAUGGUAUCCUGAGGCACCGUCUUUGCUUUUUUUUGAGAUUUUAAAGGAUUUAACCGUCACAUCUCAACUUCAUCUUUGUUUUUUUCUGGCAGUACCCUGGAUUUGAUAUUUGCUUGGAAACUAUUACUAUUUCUUAGUUUUACGCCAUUUGCAAUCAGACGAAGCUGAGGACUUUAAAAAUCAUCCAAAGUCGUCAAGGUCCAUCCCUUUUGUGUUUCGUCUUGCUUAUCUCAUUUAUUUUACUAUAAACAGCAAAAAGAAAUGAAGGACAGGAAGGAGACGUUCAUGGGUGCUGGACAUGUCCUACCUGUUGGUCUGGAUAGAAGAUGCAUGGUUGUAUGGAUGUGUACAGAGUCAUCAAUGUGCACACUUAAAAUAUAUGCACUGUAUUGUAUUCCUGCUAUACCUUCGCUUAAAAAAGAAAAAAAAGGUUGAAUGUGAGUUCGGGCGUGAGAAAACCGCAGCGCGCAUGCGUGAGCGUGGACUCGCAUGCGUGAGCGUGAACGCUCUGGGAGGCCGGAAACAAAGGUGGAUGCGCGUGAACAGACGCCCUCGCAGGCCGCCGGAAGCAAAGGCGUGAGCGCGCGUGCGUGCGUGUGCGGAUGCGUGAGCGCGCGGAGGCCGGAAGCGAGCACUGCGCAGUCGGGUGGUCGCGGGCCAUGGAGGGUAGCUUUUCGGAUGGCGGAGCUCUGCCGGAGGGGCUGGCGGAAGAGGCCGAGCCGCAGGGCGCCGCCUGGAGCGGGGACAGUGGCACUGUUUCCCAGAGCCACAGCAGCACCUCGGGGCCGUGGGAGGACGAGGGCGCGGAGGACGGCGCGCCGGGCCGCGACCUACCGCUGCUUCGCCGCGCCGCUGCGGGCUACGCCGCCUGCCUGCUGCCUGGGGCCGGGGCGCGGCCCGAGGUCGAGGCCCUGGACGCGAGCCUAGAGGACCUGCUUACUAGAGUGGACGAGUUCGUGGGCAUGCUGGACAUGCUUCGCGGCGACUCGUCCCACGUCGUCAGCGAGGGCGUGCCGCGCAUCCACGCGAAGGCCGCCGAGAUGCGGCGCAUCUACAGCAGGAUCGACCGGCUGGAGGCCUUCGUGAGGAUGGUGGGGGGCCGCGUGGCCAGGAUGGAGGAGCAGGUCACCAAGGCCGAGGCCGAGCUGGGCACCUUCCCCAGGGCGUUCAAGAAGCUCCUGCACACGAUGAACGUGCCCUCGCUCUUUAGCAAGUCUGCUCCCUCGAGGCCACAGCAAGCCGGCUACGAAGCCCCCGUCCUGUUUCGGACCGAAGACUACUUCCCUUGUUGCAGUGAAAGGCCUCAGCUCUGACGGCCUGACCACUGCGGCAAGAGGACCCCAGCUGGGGUGCUUACCUCCAGUAUGAAGUGAAUUGCAAAUCCUGCUCAUGGACAUAUAUGAUGUUGAAGUGUGGGAUUUUAAAGUUUACUUUCUACAAACUCUCCGUAGUAUAUUCAUGAUUCAGUGUAGAAUGUAUAGACUUUAUGUCUUCCAAUUUUAAAAAAAGAGACAGGGUCUUGGUAUGUUGCCCAGACUGUUCGGAAACUCCUGGGCUCAAGUGAUCCUUCCACCUCAGCCUCCCCAGUAGCUGGGACUACGGGGUCGCCACUGCACCCAGCCUGUGUCUUCCAGCUCUAAUCAGAAAGCUGCUUGGCGAGGGCAUGGGGAAUCAAACUGAAUGAACUUUUCUCUGCACUAUGGCAAAACUGUUAUUUUUAUGGAUUUUACUAAAUGGUGUUACCUUUUCAAGGUUUAUAUGUUUGUAUAAUCAUAAGAAAAUUGAGCCAUUAAAGCCUUGUUAUUAUUGAA
Molecule: messenger RNA, 3191 nt
Organism: Gorilla gorilla gorilla (western lowland gorilla)
Lineage: Eukaryota; Metazoa; Chordata; Mammalia; Primates; Hominidae
Gene: BLOC1S4
Product: biogenesis of lysosomal organelles complex 1 subunit 4
Exons: 3
Coding region: 1983-2693 (236 amino acids)
Cellular component (GO): BLOC-1 complex
Source: RefSeq, a predicted model, not a curated record